Messenger RNA from Cylicocyclus nassatus, 330 nucleotides. The record is from the annotation of a GenBank genome assembly. NCBI's taxonomy places the organism in Eukaryota, Metazoa, Nematoda, Chromadorea, Rhabditida, Strongylidae.
CAAUACAUCGAUCAAGCGCAACAUCACAGAAAGCGUAUAAGCUCACUAGUGUGCAGCAAAUGCAUCAUCAACGAUGUUGCGGAGGGACUUUUUCAAAAUGGCAUCUUCUUCGCCUACGACCCACGAACUUAUUUUGCAAGAAUUGGAGAUGGGACCCAUCUGACCACAGUCGGUAUCGAGCUUUUACGGCCUUUAUACAAAAGGAUUAUAGAGAAGUUGCUUCAAGAACUAAAUAAAGAAUCGCUGCAUCAAGACAAAGGGAAACAAUGAUGAAAUUCUAAGGGUCCGAAAGUUCUGUCGUUUCAUUUUCAAAUAUUUAUAACUUUGCGC